AUGCAGUACAAAUUAUGUGUUCAAUCAGAUUAUCCUCAUCACUACUACAAAAUACACAAACCAAACGUUUCAGAACCAUAUGUAUCCCCACAUUUAAACAAACAGUCAAUCGUAAUCGAUUCCAAGACAGGGGCUCGUAAAUCCCCUUUCACAACUCGGUUCACUCUAAAGUUUUCUGACGUACGCACUAUGAAGAGUUUGUUCGAAAAGGGUUUGGAGACUUCGCGCUUUCAACCCUGUUUGGGACGACGUUUUAGUCGAAAUGAAACAUAUACUUGGUUAACGUAUAUAGAAGUAGAUGAUAAAAUACAAGCAUUUGGAUCAGCUUUAGUGAAAGUUGCUUGUCAUAUUCCAUGGAGUGAUAAUUGUGUUGGUAUUUGUGGUCGGAAUUCACCCGAGUGGUUUAUUGCGCAGCACGCCUGUGCAGCCUAUGGUUUUCCAAUAGUUCCUAUCUAUGCAACUUUAGGUGAUGAAGCCAUUGAACAUAUCCUUAAGCUAACUGAACUACGUGUUGUUGUAUGUGACUCGGGUGAAGAAAUUUGCCAUAUAUUAGAAAAAUCCUCUUCCUUAAUCAAUUUAGUGAUUGUAGUAAAUGAUGGUCCUAAAGUCGCAGAAGCGAAGGUCCGAUUUUCAUCAAAUGUGAAAAUUUAUUUAUUCGACGAAUUUUUAGCUAUUGGACUUAAAUACCAUAUUCCAAAAACCGAUCCUAAACCAGACGAUUUAUAUAUGAUCUGCUUUACCAGCGGAAGCACAGGUUUACCAAAAGGUGUGAUGAUCGAACACCAACAAAUUGUCGAUGCAGUCUUUGGAAUCAUUGAAAGUACUGAAGAGAAGUGCUGUAAUAAAUUAUCAACACAUCUUUCAUAUUUACCGUUUGCUCAUAUCAUGGAGCAAGUAAACUCUUCUGUUGUCAUUCUCGAAGGGGCUAAAAUUGGGUUCUUGACAAGUACUGUCGAUGGACUACUCGCUGAUUGUGAAAGUCUGAAGCCAACUGUAUUAACUACUGUUCCACGUGUUUUAUCCCGUAUUUAUACCAAGUAUUAUGAAGCCAUCGAAGGAUCAGCUCUAAAAACUCGUUUGGUUAAUCAUGUAAUAAAACAAAAGCUUGGUGAACAAAAACGGGGGAAAUUUAAUCAUCAAACUCUUUUGGACACUCUCUGCUUUAAAAAACUUCGCCAAGCUCUUGGUGGACGUAUUUGUGGAAUAAUAACAGGCGGUGCUCCUUUGAUGCCCGAGAUUACACAGUUUAUGCGUGCUGUAUUUAAUGGACUUAUUGUCGAAGGCUUUGGUUGCACAGAGACUAUGGGAGUUGUAACGGUAUCUUUAGUCGGAGAAUUUCGCAUUGGUGCUUUGGGUGCAGUUGCUUAUGGUGUAGAAGUCAAAUUGGUCGACGUAUUAGAUUUAGGUCUUGUUGUCAAAAGAGAUAAUCGAGGAGAGAUAUGUGUGAAAGGUAAGCGAUGCACCAAAGGCUAUUACAAAGAUCCUCAAAAUACAGCACUGCUAAUUGACUCAGAUGGUUGGUUACAUACUGGAGAUAUAGGAGAAUGGACCUCAGAAGGUUCAUUGAUGUUGGUUGAUCGCGUUAAAAGUAUUUUCAAGUUGGCUCAAGGUGAAUAUGUAGCGCCAGAAAGACUGGAAGCACUUUAUCAAAGUUGUAGUCUAAUUAGUCAAAUUUUUAUUGAUGCCAAUCCUAAAUCCACUUAUCCUGUAGCUGUAAUAGUGCCAAACUUCGAAGAAUUACGCGAAUCACUUAGCAAGACAGACCCUGGAUUGGUUAAUUUAUCCGAUCAUGAUUUAUGUCAACAUGAAACUAUUCAUCGAAAAUAUUUAAAUGUUUUGGAUCAAAUUGCCAAUCAAAGAUUUCUGAAAGGAUUUGAAAAAUUGAAGAAAAUCCAUCUGACUGAUGAAACUUUCACAAUAGAAAAUGGGUUGCUCACUCCAACACUCAAGAUUUCCCGAUACAAAGCCAGAAAGGUAUAUUCCGAAAUUAUAAACAGAUUAUGUGACGAAAUUAUGUCUACGGAAAAUCAUAAAUAG
This is a messenger RNA of Schistosoma rodhaini, 2037 nucleotides long. The record is from the annotation of a GenBank genome assembly. Lineage: Eukaryota; Metazoa; Platyhelminthes; Trematoda; Strigeidida; Schistosomatidae.